ACUCCCUCUUAUCGUUUUCGAAAAUAAAAAUGGCGGACACCGCAGAAGGCAUGAGAGUUCAAGUUUCAAAGCUAUUAAAGGGAAUAGAGAGGUAUAAUCCUGAAAAUUUGCAAACGUUGGAAAAAUAUGUCAACAUUCAAGCCGAGGAAAACACUUACGAUCUGGAAGCUAAUUUAGCUGUCUUAAAACUGUACCAGUUUAACCCUAGUAAUUUUUCGUUACCUAUUUGCUGCACUAUUCUACUCAAAGCUUUGACGAACUUACCCCAUUCGGAUUUCACUUUAUGCAAAUGUCUUAUUCAUCAUGAUAACAUGGCUGACAAGUCAAUAGAGAAGAUUCUUUAUCUGUCGCAGCUUUUGGAGACGUGUGAAUUCAAACAAGUUUGGCCAGAGUUGGAGGAUGUUCAAGAUUUAAUUUCAAGCAUAACUGGAUUCGAAGAUUCUAUUAGGAAAUUCGUCUGCCACGCAGUCAACAUAACAUUUCAAACGAUCCCGAAGCGGGAACUUAGCGAAUUACUAGGCUCUUUAUCCGAUGCUGAUCUAGCUAAAUGGAUUAAAAAGUAUAAUUGGUCAGAACAAGCUGACGGAUAUAUCUCCAUCGGUAGCCAGGAUGAUGUCAUUAAAACUAAGAAUAUAACGGAAAAGAUAACGUUUGAGUCUGUUGCUACCAUAAUGGGACUCAACCAACGUUAA
Molecule: messenger RNA, 692 nt
Organism: Dimorphilus gyrociliatus
Lineage: Eukaryota; Metazoa; Annelida; Polychaeta; Dinophilidae
Source: the annotation of a GenBank genome assembly